AUGACCAAUUUUCUGCCAGGUUAUCAAGCUGGAAUCCAUGGUGUGAUCUAUGUGAUGCAUGGUGAAAUUCCCGUGCAUAUGUCGGCAUGGAUACGAUUCGAUGCCCAUCUGGUUCAAACGGUCAUUGGAACCCAGUCACGGAGAGAGAGGACCGCAACCGUCCAGAUUUUGAGAGUUAAGGUUACUGAUUAUGCCUCCUUAAUCCCAGUCAUCAUCGUCAUCUUCCACUGUGGGCCUCGAGGACUUCAGCUUGGAUGGGCGUUCAUCUUCCGAAGAGUCCGACCGUUUCUUCAGACGGACAUCGCUUUCUUUGACGGCACCUAA
This is a messenger RNA of Aspergillus luchuensis, 324 nucleotides long. RefSeq lists its product as uncharacterized. The record is from RefSeq and is a predicted model, not a curated record. Lineage: Eukaryota; Fungi; Ascomycota; Eurotiomycetes; Eurotiales; Aspergillaceae. Bases 1 to 324 code for a protein of 107 amino acids. The transcript has a single exon.